GCAGUCUGGGCGUGCCUUAGUCGCGCGUGUUGCAUUGGAAGCUUUCGGGCAAGAUGGUUGUGCCUCUCGUAGGCGAACUUUGUGACCAGAGGUCCUAGCAACCGUAAGAGGCGGCGGGUGUAAUGGCGUCCUCGGCGGCUGCGGGAGGUCCGUCCACGACCAAUGUAAUCGUCGUGGUUGAUCAUGAAGUAUUCAACGUCGAUCGAGAGGUCCUCACCAAGAGCUGCCCUGCUUUGACCAGUGCUUUAGAAAAUGACGCAAACAGCACGAUCCAGUUGUCUGGCAUUUCCGCCGCCACGUUCAACAUUCUUCUUCACUAUAUGACAACUCAUCAACUCAAAGUAACUGCGGAAAUUGUUGGGGAUAUAUUCUGCGCUGCAUCUCACUUGCAGAUGUCUGACGUCAUGAAGCGGUGUGUCCAGCUGGACUCGGACGUAGUUCCAGUGGGUCAAAGGAUCCUUAUGUUUGCUGCUGCACGGAAGUUUGACUUACAAGAGGAAAGACAGCGCCUCCGAGAAGCCUUGGCGAGGCGUUUCACUUCUGUGGUCAAUAGUAGUGAAUACAAUGCGAUGGAUGUGGAAGACAUAAAGGAGAUUCUCAAAGCCGACCUCAUGGGUUGCCGAUGUGAAGCGGAAGUGUUUGAAGCCUGUAUGCUGUGGAUGAACUACCUUCCGGAUGCACGAUAUAAGCACGGGGAGGAACUCAUGGAACUCGUCCGACUUGAUCAGAUGAAUCUCAGUGAACUCCACCGUAGCCUCAACUACACAGGUGUUUCUCAAAUGCCUGAAGUUCGAAAGAAAAUUCUUGGAACAAUAAGCAAUUGGUUGGACCGCCAGAGCGGGAGCGAGGCAGCUGAAACUGAACAGAGGCCUCAACGACGGUAUAGACCGGAGAUCCUGGCAUCCGAGAUGUCUCUUCCUGGCGGGCCUUACAUUCUUCGUUCGUCGGCUAGCGCUAUACCGGUGACGCAGAAUUUGUCCAGUACUUCCCGUACUAUGUCAGAAAGGUCUAUCCUGUACACACCAUUAAUCACGGCCCGGGACGGUGUAGUCGUAACCGAAGCGUAUGGACCAGGUGUUGGAGGUAGCUCUAUCUUGGGCACUCUUCCACAACCUCCACAGGCUGCUAGCAUUAGCACUUCCUUCGCUACGAGAACUGCCGGGAGCCUCGGGUCCCUAAUAGAAGAAACCGAAGAGAAACGAGUCUCCGAGUCCAGGACUGAAGAGGUUCGCGUCUCCCGAAAAGUUAAACGGAGCAAAUCGAAAAACAAUUCUGAGACCUGUACGAAAAAGGAUGACAAGGACGGCGCCUCAGCAGGUCCGAAGCCGUCGUCCGGCGCUGCAGCAGAAGUUGCCAACGUGCCAUUUUCGCCAUCCACAGCAUCUGCAGGGCCAGCUGGUGGCGGUCCUUCAGAACAGGGGACUACUAGCAUAUCAUCAGCAUCAAUGUUCAGCUUUUCCAAAGAAGAGGAAAAGCGUCCUGAAUCACAAACUAAGCCAGCUGAAGAUGCCGGAGCUUCACUUAGAUCGCGGCUAGAAAGUUCAGGGUUCGACAACAAGAGUCAACCGGCUGCGUGGGAAAAGUCUCUCUCUGUCGAGAGCACGGAAGCAUCGUACAAGACGGGGGGUUCAGAAACUAAGUCAGAAGCAAGAGUUACGGAUCCUUUAGGGGCUGCGGGCAGACCGGACUCUGCUGAACUCCCCACCGUGGUUGAAGAAGGGAAGACUUCCGCGAGAAGUACCACUACACCAGCGCCCAAGAAACAGUCUCGACAAUCGGCUGCUCACGUAAAAUCCGUCGAGAAGAAAGAACAGGGCGGUCCCGCGGCGGUCCGCGGAGCUCGUGAUCCAAAUAACGUGAAAGGUCCAGAAGUCCGUGAUGUCAACGCGGUGGGUACACACGGUGCCACUCAUGCGGACUCAGAACCUUCCUUGCAAAAUCUCUCGUUGCUGUCACAGCGCGAUGCACUUAAUAAUAAUUCUGCCGCAAGCGAUGAAGAGGCGCACAUCGAACCCGUACACACAGAGGACAAAACACAAACUGCUGUGGGCGAAACAGUACACCUUCAGCAUGGACAACCAGGGAACAUAUCCGAAACCCAUGAUGCUUCAUCCGAGGACCAUUUUUUAGGGGUAACUGAGCCAGAUCAGCUGGCGAAUGAGUCUAUUAAUCACGAGCUGUCCGUUUCGGAGCAUCCCGUACACGUCAUACAUCACAAACCUGGAGGUAGCUCCAAAUGGAAGAAAAGUAGGCAAAAACCAACGUUCAAUACUACCUCUGCCUUAGAAGGGGACGAGAGCAGCGGAACAGAAGGAACGGCGGAUUCCUACGCCUCACGCGUGAAAGAUUAUCUGUCUAAUAGCAGGCAUUCCAGCCGCAGAGCUUCGCAUCCUCCUGCUUUAUACCGAACGCGAGCAGUGCCCGAAGGGGGCUGCCAUUCCGCAGAAAUCGUUACGGAUAGGUCAGCUGCGGACGAAUUCGGGUUGUCAGCCAAUGAAUUAGCCAUGGAGUCAGCUCGGAGGAAAGAAGAAAGGUACCGCGCUAAUAUCAAAACUGCACCUGCACGUGUCAAAUUUCGUCCCUAUAAUGAUGUCACCAUUGAUGUUAGCGUUGAUGACUGCUCUGAAAGGAAUGGUCCGGUCAUAGGUGAAGCGCAUAGGGGAGACCUACAACAUAAAUUGUGCGGAAACACGUCAAUAAACGAAGGUGCACGAAACGUGGAGCACGCUGUCAAGGGAUUAGAAACUCGGAUACUAGGCAACACGGAAAAGCAAGCGGACAUUGGGAACGUAGAUGACACCGUUGCGUGUAUCGAAGAACCAGAAACAUUCCGCGUCGACAACGGUGCAGAUUCAGACGCGUCGUCCAUCAGCAUCGACAUCCAACCUCUGCUUGUAAGAGCGAAGCCGGUGAGGGUAUCCAGUCCUUCUGUACUUUCGAGCAAGUGCACUGUCACGUCUCAGCUGCUUGCCGCAUUUUCGCCGAGCAACCUCUUGGCCAAUCCCCCUCUAAAGGUUGUUAAGAGAACCAUUCUUCAGGAAACCUUAACGACGUCUACUGCGGAAAAGAAUGAGAAUACAAGCACCGUGUCUGACAAGGACGCGGGAUUGAACCAGAACAAUUCCCAUUUGCAUACAAACGUCAAGGAGGAGGUACGCAACAAACGCGAAGAAGAAACGUUAGAAUCGUAUAACUCUCAACUCAACCUGCAGAGUUCUGCACCUGUACUUCUAGGUGGAAGUAACGGCAGGAUUCUUGAUGUGACCAAAUCAAGCUCUUCGAAUAUUAGCGUAGAUGUCAUGUUCCCGUCCUUGCCCCUGGACGUAAGGGAGGAUGCCGAAAAUCCAAAAGCAACUGUGCGCUGUGGUGAUCGCAUUGACAAACGCCAAGAGACACGGCCAGACCUGAAACCAGUUGGAAAAGAACGGCAUGCAAAGGAUGCAAGGGAAGAUGACGGGACGGGCGAAAACAGGAACAAAGCCAGUGAGAACUGCAGCAAAGAGGAAGUACGCCCUUCGGUGUCUUCGAAGACUGCUGAUAUAGCGUAUGGUCCUACGGCACGAGAGGAACGAAGUGACGCAGAAGAGAAACGUGAUAACCUGGAGGGGUCCUCGGACACUCGAAUAGGUCAGGACGACACAGGGAAGCAGUUGGCGACAUGCAGAUAUUUGAAACCUGACGAAGCCUCCUGCAAAUCGGUCACCGAAAAUAAGAAUGUGGAAAAUUCGAUCGUUACAUCCGAGACUGAGGAAAUCUACUAUUAUCCAAAGGAAAAGGUGACAAAAAAGCACAUAUCAGAGACAAAGGUCGUCACUGAGACGAGGUCUUACACAGAAAUUGUGGUGGAAAAGAAUUUCAGCGAUGUCUCUCUAAACCUCAAGAUGCCGGCAAUACCAGAAGAAGCUCGAGUGUCGGACAAUGAAGAAUCUGAGAAAUCUGAACAUGCACAAAUAGAAGCAGCACCUGAUGUCUUUCACACAACCAGAGCAGAAGAGGACGAACCAAUUCACGGUGUCCCUGAGCCGGAGCCUUGUCCGGGUGUCGUAGUAGCGCCUGUGCCUUCACAAAACCUGAUACCCAGCCGUAAUAAUAUCGAUAGAGAUAUCAAGUCUGUACAGUCGUCAGACAUGCUGAUAUUUAGCGAAGACUAUACACUGUCGAAGUCACCAUUUCACAACAGACACGCAGGAACACCAUGGUUUGAUGAAGGAGCUGGUCCACGUCAUAACUUGUCAGAGAAGGGUGACGUCACGUAUUCUGAUGUGACUAUGGCGUGUGAAAGAACUGAAGCACUGUUGCUUAACGACACAGUAACUGAAGACAGUGCUGUUUCAACAAUACCCACGAAUUCCGAGAUUCCAACGACAACCAAAGAGCACGCCGGACCAUCAGUACCCAAGGAACACGUACGGGGUCAACGAAAUGCUAAGAAAUCAACCCAAAAGCAACUGGAAAAGGGCUGCCGGAAGAGGGUCAGCAGACCUACCGAACGCGCGAAGGGCGCAUCCCGUGUACCUAAAGCUGCAAGAUCGCCAUCGCUAUCCAGCGACGUUAAUGCUACACCUGUUGUCCGCGAAGCCAAAAGGUUUACUCUAGCUGAAAUGUCAGAUGUGACUGCAUCCAAUGAAUCUACCAGCUUAGCGCCAAUACGGAAAAAGGAAGAACUCGGCGAUGUUUUCCCUCGCUCGAAUACAAGUUUGUCCGUUCUGGCAGAAGUUCCUCGGAAAAAAUGGAAACGGGAAUGCAAGUCUCCUACUGGUUCCGAAAAGGUCCCGUGUGAAGUGGACGACAUGAAAAAGACAGCGCCACCCGCGAACUUGGACAAAAUGCAGCUUUCAAAGGCAGAGCAUAUCGAUGAACUGGGCAAGGUGAAGGAAAUCGGAAAGCUGGUGGAACUCGAUGUGCUUCAGAUUUCCCGUGAACCAAGGACACACGUUGUUGCAUGCGUCAAAAUUGCUGAAACGGCGAGAAAAAGUUCGAAACAAGAAGGCACCAAUGCAGUUCCUGCGGGUGGAACCACUACAAAUGCAGGGGUUCAACGUGAAACUGUAUCCAAUAAAGCGAUGGCGCCCACAGCGUCUCAAACAUUAGUUGAAGCUAGUAGAAAGGUAUGCCGUGACAGUUCUCUGGAUUCUGAAUUUUUCACGGAGCGAAGAGCAGAUUUGCCAUCCAAGGGAUCAAAGGCAGUGGGAAAAGAACGCGUGAUUCCAGUGUUGCCUCCGUUCUCUGAUGCUUCUUUAAGACAAGACACGCCCUCGUUGUCAGCGCAAAUAGACAACCUUGGAAUGAAAAAUUUCGGAAGUGGCGGAUUGUUUAAAGCCCAGGAUUCUCACUUCUCUUCAAAGGGAAGCUCCAGUGAUGAUGUGCCGCUGUAUGAUGCCCCUCGUCGUUUACUAUCCAUGGAGCAGCGCGAGAGUCACUACGUGAAAGAAAUUAGAAGCCGCACCGCACCGGCCGACCAGUCGCAGCCCUCAUUUAUGACCAAUGAGAGCAAGUUGUGGAAGAAGGACGUAUCGCAGGAGAGCAUGAAGAGAACAAACAAUGAGACAGCUUUGCAGAAGCAACCUAGUCCAUGUCGAAUUCCAGAGCCGAUAGUAAUCAAAGCACGUAUACAAAUUGGACCGCAACCCUGGGCGAGGUCCCAAAGUCAGUUAAGCUCAGGCGGUCUGAGAACUAUGGUGAGCUUGCCAAGUAUCUCGGAUAUGUCACAGACGCUCAGCAAGAAAAGAGAAGCUGCACCCAUGGAACCGUCGCCAUUGUCCAUACGGCGUCCACCAGAAGACGCCUCUGUGGCACUUCAUACUACCAGCAUGCCAGUGACUGACAGGCAAGGCGCGUCAGCACACUUGUCAGGGACGUCCAUCUCCGAGAAACCCGCAGUAACUAUUCCGAUAGCUUCUCAUUCAGCUGAGUCGAUAUGCAGCACAAAGUCUGUCGGAGAAAUGCUCGGCAUAGUCCCAACAAACACGCGGCGACAGACAGUCGCUGACCCGUUCGCCCUUUCCAGUGCAGACGAGACCAAGACCACGGAUGUUUUGUUGUCGCAAGUUUCACAGAAAAUCAAAGGGCUGUACGACAGCACAACGGCGUCUGACCCUUCAAACAUGAGUAGGAAAUUGAUAGAAGCUAAGAAAAUGGCAUCGCCUCUUAGCCUGAAAAAUAUGCGGCAAAAGGAUUGGCUCCUGCUUGGAGUCAAGUCUCCGAUGGCCUCCGUAAAUGGAAUGAAAGAAAUUUCAAAAGAGGAUGUGUUACCUCCGCCGCCCACAGAAAUGCUCGAAGAAUUUAGGGUUUCGACAGAUAGCUCGUUGUACGAGCCAAGACCCUUGCCGCCAGACUUCUUGCUUUUCAAGACGAAGGCUGAUAAAAUCGAACUUACUGAAUCGUCUGAUUUUCCCCUACCUCCUCCGACCCAGGGUAGUCUAGAAGCUAGCAUAGCUUCCGUCUUACAGCAGAGCACUGCCGCAAGGCAAGAUGCCAAUAUGGGAACAAAGUUUAGCAAUGUUUCAGGGAUCGAAAAGUGGAAACAAGUAUGUGAGGAGGCGAAGAAGAGCGUGGGCGAGAAGAUGAAAGCACACGAAGAACCAAGGCCAUUGGAUGAUGUCGAGCUUGAACCGUCGUUUUCGGAUCAACCAGUUCAGACGAAAACAAUUGCAGAAAGUCCAGGGCAGGGCAGCCGACAACCACCGCCAAAUGAUUACUUCGAAAACUUGAAGACAAAUAAGAAAGACACCAUUCCAUGGAGCACCAGGCCUUCGGAGAACAAAAGGAGGAAACUAACGGAAGGCAUCAAAAGUCCCCCAACAGAAACACCGAUCCCGGCAGCAAAAGAUAUGGAACGCAUAAGAAGUCCACCAGUGCUUUCUGACAUGACUCCCAAGGAAGGUAGUCCGGCGAUAUUUAAAAAAAGAAUGGAGGGAAUAGGAAGUCCUUCAGUGCCCUCUGACACAACAUUUGAGAGUGGCACCGAAACUGCUGCCGAUGGAACAUCUUGGAAAACGGGACGAGCACAUGGUUUACCUAGAAAAGAGGCCGGCUGUAUUGAAAACCCUGUUGAUGAAGCAUCUAAGGCGCCUAGGCCAGUGCCACUCCAAAAUGAAGCUGGACGGAUCAAAAGUCCCCCUGUACCACAAGACCGUUGCUUGGAAGACCACCUCGUUGCCGUCGAUGAGAUAGUGCCAAAAAGAGUUGUUGAGUCUUCAAGUGCCCCACAACCAGCAACGCAAGAACCUGUAAGUGUGGGUACACGCCCGUUCACAUAUCCUCCUGGCAAACAAGAUUAUGCACCCCUACUAGGCGAGUCUGCGUUUGCAGUGACCGUCGAACAACUGGGCCCUGCAUUGAUGAACAACGACGACAAGAGUUCCAGAAAAGAGCCAAUGAAAGCACCACCCACUCCUCUAAGAGCUGAGACUACUGUGUUUGAUGUGCCCCUGUUUCAUCUUAAGGCGACCAUUCCUCUCUCAAUCUGCGGUGGCGGGAGCAAGUCACGUGAAAUGUACCACACAGAGGUGACGAGAACUAAAGUUGUAUGUGAUACAAAGGCUCCUGUAUGGCCAGAGGAAGAGCUCGUAGUUGAAGCAAAGAGUGCUGGUGUUGACAAAAAGCACCCUACAGUACUAAAAGGAAAUAACAUAAUACAGGAAGCUGAAGGACCAAUCGAUAGAAAACCUACCGAAGCCGGAAGAGGGAAGUGUGAGACAGAGAAACAUUCAGUAGGGGUUGGCAGGAAACUAGUAGAUAGUUCGGCGGCAUGGUCCGAUGUGCAGGAACCAGAUAGAAAGCAGCGUGGAAAAGGCAGAACGGUAAGAGAGAAACAUGAUGUCGUUGUCAACAAGAAACACCCGGACAACCCGAAAGCUGAGACCGAUGAACAGAAGAAAGUUCAUGGAAAUUCCGAUGUGGAAUGUGACGCAGAAUUCGACAAGUCCCAUGUGGACGGGGCUAGUAAAAAGGCUCCUGUGCAUAUACAAGGAACAGUUGCAGAUGAGCCUAGUAAUGCGAAGGAAAGUCCAAAAGUGAGGCCAGAAACAGUGGAACAAGUAGUGGAAACUGUUACGAGAGACCUCAAUGAGGAAGAAGCAGCGGCUAUUGAUCGGGAACGUCCUUCUACACAGAAGGGAGGAACAGUAACCGAUGCAUUUUUCUCCACAUCUCCAUACGCAGCCGCAGAAGACAAAAACGGGAUUCAACAGCGGGCUAUGAAACAUCCGGGAAGUGGAAAAGACAAGACACUACCAGGGGAGAACGGAAAACCUUCGCCCGUAAAAGAAGAAAAGUCAGGAAAGCAUUCGAAAGAACUCGCUAAAAAGCCUCAUGCAUCUAUCAAGGAUCAUGAUAUUAAAGAUGGCAAAAAUCCUGUUGGGUCUGAGAAGAAACUUCCUUCGAGUCAGAAUAGAAAGCACGAGACAGUGAAAACCGGCGACAAAGAUGAAAAAAUCACGAAAGAUAAAUCCCUUGCCGACAAAAAGGUCGGUCCAAGCAAAAAGGGUACGAUAGACGGUGAGGAACUUAAAGCGUUGCAGCACGCAGCUUUUGCAGUGACACACAAAGGAAGGGAGGCGGUCGACAAAAGAUCACAACGGGACCAAGAAAUAAAGACAUCAAUUCCACGGAAACACGGCAAGGAAACUGAUCACACCAGACAGACAACGGCUCCAGCGGAAGACAAACCUGAACCGUCACGAGACAAUGCUGUAGUGCCACAUUCUGGAAUGAAAACUAACAGCAUUUUAAAGGCGGAAUCAUCACCCGAUAUUGGAGCAUCUGCACAAGAAGUGUCUCGGACAAUAAGGAUAUCGGGCGAACAGGCUCACAAAGCAGAAUCUUUACCGAAAAUGAAACAAGGAGGUUUAGAAGUAACCGAAGCUCCUGUCAGCAAACGAAAAGAGGCGAUAACCUUUAGCGGGCCGUCGCAACGAAUCGAUUCCUGUUCGUCCGAACCCUCAGCAGCAAUAGGAGCCACAAUUAAAGGCGCAACGAAAGCGGAAUCAUUCCCGAGAGCUGCUGACUCAUCCGGAAAAGGACCGCCAGCGAGUGACGUACUUGCGAAGAUAGCUGAGGAAGCACAAGCUGUAACAAGCCAGGAGUCGAGGAGCGCGAGCACGGGAUCAGAGGCGGCACAAGAUGGAACAGCCAGCAGGCAACCAACCGACGAAUGGAUUACGAGGGACGAGCUGGAACAGUACAUGAAAUACGUAAGGGAGAUGAAAAUGAGGCGAGGAUCGUGCUUACCGCCUGGUGCUCUGUUAUCUACGGCCAGUGUUGGUCCUUCCAAAAAGAAGCCGAGCCUCACUAUGGAGACGAAAAUAGAACUAAUCGGCAAAGGACGAGUAACGUUUUCGUUCGACGCUACUGCGGAGGACGGAGCAGGAGUGGAGGACUCCGUUACGAUGCCACGUCGAUUUUCGUCUGUAAUGCAAACGCCCAAGAGGUCAAGCAUUGAUAUAAGAGAGGGACGGGUGCCGCCGCCAACUCCCGCACCCUCAUCGGAUGCCUUUAAACGCAAGUCUGUUGAUUUCGGCCGGAAAGGGGACAGCAAUAGCAUGCUCUACAAAGCUUACGAGCCUGCCCGCAGUGUGAGUCAAUCUGUUGCUAAACGAAGAUUAUCUGAGUAUACCAAAGAACAGCCUAGUGAUUUGAGAAAACGCAGGUCUUCUGAGCCCGGGACUCUGCCGGCAGCACCUAGCGAAGGACUCGACGAAUCUCUACCCAGAUUUUCAACAUCAGAUAAGGACAUGUCCCAAGACAGAUCAGGUUUAACGGAGGAACCUCAAGGUACCAUUAUAGCAAGGGCACCCCGCGGCCCUUGUGAAGCACUUCAAGAAGAUUUGGUAAGCGUUCCUCCCCCUUCCAGGACGACAAUGAAAAGUAAAGACAGGGCCCAAGAAAUUUCAUCAGAAACGUUCUCAGCCAUCUCAAUACCUCCUGAAGAAGUGCCGGUCUUGCCAGUGUUGGUUCCACAACGUGCAGCAGAUUCCCAAAGGCCCUCUUCAGUGUCUGCGGAACAAAGAGCUGUACCGGAAGCUGGGCUUUUCCGAACGGAAUCGGGAAGGACACUAUCGCCUACAGCCAUGACUGAUGAUACAGGAUACAAAACAUGCGAAUCUCGACUUGAUGCUGUGACAGAGAGGUCUUUAGACAUUGUAAGAAGCUCCGAGCUCGUGAGUCCAGUGCAACAAGGAGAACCUACCGAAGUUGCUCAGCCAGCAAUUGCUCCUUUAGAAGCAGUUCCAAGCACCGAAGUUGUGGCAUUUGAAGAGAAACGCGUUGUACCACCCAGUGCAGCUGAAGAAGUUGUACCGUCCGUUCCAUCACUUGAGGUUAUAACCCCGAAAGAACAAGAGGAGAGAGCAGAGCUGCCUGAAGCAGUUCCUUUGGAGCCAAAAGUCAGUACCGAAGUUGUGGCGUUCGAAGAGAAGCGCGUUGUACCACCGCAAGUUGCUGAAGAAGUUGUACCAUCCGUUCCAUCACUUAAGGAGGUUGUAACCCCGAAAGAACAAGAGGAGAGAGCAGAGCUGCCUAAAGCUGCUCCUCUGGAGCCAAAAGUCAGUACCGAAGUUGUGGCAUUCGAAGAGAAGCGCGUUGCACCACCGAUAUCUCCUAAAGGUGUUGUACCGUCCGUUCCAUCACCUGAGGAGGUUCUAGCCCCGAAAGAACUAGAGGAGAGAGCAGAGCUGCCUAAAGCUGCUCCUCUGGAGCCAAAAGUCAGUACCGAAGUCGUGGCAUUCGAAGAGAAGCGCGUUGCACCACCGAUAUCUCCUAAAGGUGUUGUACCGUCCGUUCCAUCACCUGAGGAGGUUCUAGCCCCGAAAGAACUAGAGGAGAGAGCAGAGCUGCCUAAAGCUGCUCCUCUGGAGCCAAAAGUCAGUACCGAAGUUGUGGCAUUCGAAGAGAAGCGCGUUGCACCACCGAUAUCUCCUAAAGGUGUUGUACCGUCCGUUCCAUCACCUGAGGAGGUUCUAGCCCCGAAAGAACUAGAGGAGAGAGCAGAGCUGCCUAAAGCUGCUCCUCUGGAGCCAAAAGUCAGUACCGAAGUCGUGGCAUUCGAAGAGAAGCGCGUUGCACCACCGAUAUCUCCUAAAGGUGUUGUACCGUCCGUUCCAUCACCUGAGGAGGUUCUAGCCCCGAAAGAACUAGAGGAGAGAGCAGAGCUGUCUAAAGCUGCUCCUCUGGAGCCAAAAGUCAGUACCGAAGUUGUGGCAUUCGAAGAGAAGCGCGUUGCACCACCGAUAUCUCCUAAAGGUGUUGUACCGUCCGUUCCAUCACCUGAGGAGGUUCUAGCCCCGAAAGAACUAGAGGAGAGAGCAGAGCUGCCUAAAGCUGCUCCUCUGGAGCCAAAAGUCAGUACCGAAGUUGUGGCAUUCGAAGAGAAGCGCGUUGCACCACCGAUAUCUCCUAAAGGUGUUGUACCGUCCGUUCCAUCACCUGAGGAGGUUCUAGCCCCGAAAGAACUAGAGGAGAGAGCAGAGCUGCCUAAAGCUGCUCCUCUGGAGCCAAAAGUCAGUACCGAAGUUGUGGCAUUCGAAGAGAAGCGCGUUGCACCACCGAUAUCUCCUAAAGGUGUUGUACCGUCCGUUCCAUCACCUGAGGAGGUUCUAGCCCCGAAAGAACUAGAGGAGAGAGCAGAGCUGCCUAAAGCUGCUCCUCUGGAGCCAAAAGUCAGUACCGAAGUUGUGGCAUUCGAAGAGAAGCGCGUUGCACCACCGAUAUCUCCUAAAGGUGUUGUGCCGUCCGUUCCAUCACCUGAGGAGGUUCUAGCCCCGAAAGAACUACAGGAGAGAGCAGAGCUGCCUAAAGCUGCUCCUCUGGAGCCAAAAGUCAGUACCGAAGUUGUGGCAUUCGAAGAGAAGCGCGUUGCACCACCGAUAUCUCCUAAAGGUGUUGUACCGUCCGUUCCAUCACCUGAGGAGGUUCUAGCCCCGAAAGAACUAGAGGAGAGAGCAGAGCUGCCUAAAGCUGCUCCUCUGGAGCCAAAAGUCAGUACCGAAGUCUUGGCAUUCGAAGAGAAGCGCGUUGCACCACCGAUAUCUCCUAAAGGAGUUGUACCGUCCGUUCCAUCACCUGAGGAGGUUCUAGCCCCGAAAGAACUAGAGGAGAGAGCAGAGCUGCCUAAAGCUGCUCCUCUGGAGCCAAAAGUCAGUACCGAAGUUGUGGCAUUCGAAGAGAAGCGCGUUGCACCACCGAUAUCUCCUAAAGGUGUUGUACCGUCCGUUCCAUCACCUGAGGAGGUUCUAGCCCCGAAAGAACUAGAGGAGAGAGCAGAGCUGCCUAAAGCUCCUCCUCUGGAGCCAAAAGUCAGUACCGAAGUUGUGGCAUUCGAAGAGAAGCGCGUUGCACCACCGAUAUCUCCUAAAGGUAUUGUACCGUCCGUUCCAUCACCUGAGGAGGUUCUAGCCCCGAAAGAACUAGAGGAGAGAGCAGAGCUGCCUAAAGCUGCUCCUCUGGAGCCAAAAGUCAGUACCGAAGUUGUGGCAUUCGAAGAGAAGCGCGUUGCACCACCGAUAUCUCCUAAAGGUGUUGUACCGUCCGUUCCAUCACCUGAGGAGGUUCUAGCCCCGAAAGAACUAGAGGAGAGAGCAGAGCUGCCUAAAGCUGCUCCUCUGGAGCCAAAAGUCAGUACCGAAGUCGUGGCAUUCGAAGAGAAGCGCGUUGCACCACCGAUAUCUCCUAAAGGUGUUGUACCGUCCGUUCCAUCACCUGAGGAGGUUCUAGCCCCGAAAGAACUAGAGGAGAGAGCAGAGCUGCCUAAAGCUGCUCCUCUGGAGCCAAAAGUCAGUACCGAAGUUGUGGCAUUCGAAGAGAAGCGCGUUGCACCACCGAUAUCUCCUAAAGGUGUUGUACCGUCCGUUCCAUCACCUGAGGAGGUUCUAGCCCCGAAAGAACUAGAGGAGAGAGCAGAGCUGCCUAAAGCUGCUCCUCUGGAGCCAAAAGUCAGUACCGAAGUCGUGGCAUUCGAAGAGAAGCGCGUUGCACCACCGAUAUCUCCUAAAGGUGUUGUACCGUCCGUUCCAUCACCUGAGGAGGUUCUAGCCCCGAAAGAACUAGAGGAGAGAGCAGAGCUGUCUAAAGCUGCUCCUCUGGAGCCAAAAGUCAGUACCGAAGUUGUGGCAUUCGAAGAGAAGCGCGUUGCACCACCGAUAUCUCCUAAAGGUGUUGUACCGUCCGUUCCAUCACCUGAGGAGGUUCUAGCCCCGAAAGAACUAGAGGAGAGAGCAGAGCUGCCUAAAGCUGCUCCUCUGGAGCCAAAAGUCAGUACCGAAGUUGUGGCAUUCGAAGAGAAGCGCGUUGCACCACCGAUAUCUCCUAAAGGUGUUGUACCGUCCGUUCCAUCACCUGAGGAGGUUCUAGCCCCGAAAGAACUAGAGGAGAGAGCAGAGCUGCCUAAAGCUGCUCCUCUGGAGCCAAAAGUCAGUACCGAAGUUGUGGCAUUCGAAGAGAAGCGCGUUGCACCACCGAUAUCUCCUAAAGGUGUUGUACCGUCCGUUCCAUCACCUGAGGAGGUUCUAGCCCCGAAAGAACUAGAGGAGAGAGCAGAGCUGCCUAAAGCUGCUCCUCUGGAGCCAAAAGUCAGUACCGAAGUUGUGGCAUUCGAAGAGAAGCGCGUUGCACCACCGAUAUCUCCUAAAGGUGUUGUACCGUCCGUUCCAUCACCUGAGGAGGUUCUAGCCCCGAAAGAACUAGAGGAGAGAGCAGAGCUGCCUAAAGCUGCUCCUCUGGAGCCAAAAGUCAGUACCGAAGUUGUGGCAUUCGAAGAGAAGCGCGUUGCACCACCGAUAUCUCCUAAAGGUGUUGUACCGUCCGUUCCAUCACCUGAGGAGGUUGUAGCCCCGAAAGAACUAGAGGAGAGAGCAGAGCUGCCUAAAGCUGCUCCUGUGGAGCCAAAAGUCAGUACCGAACUUGUGGCAUUCGAAGAGAAGCGCGUUGCACCACCCAUAUCUCCUAAAGGUGUUGUACCGUCCGUUCCAUCACCUGAGGAGGUUCUAGCCCCGAAAGAACUAGAGGAGAGAGCAGAGCUGCCUAAAGCUGCUCCUGUGGAGCCAAAAGUCAGUACCGAACUUGUGGCAUUCGAAGAGAAGCGCGUUGCACCACCGAUAUCUCCUAAAGGUGUUGUGCCGUCCGUUCCAUCACCUGAGGAGGUUCUAGCCCCGAAAGAACUAGAGGAGAGAGCAGAGCUGCCUAAAGCUGCUCCCCUGGAGCCAAAAGUCAGUACCGAACUUGUGGCAUUCGAAGAGAAGCGCGUUGUACCACCAAGAGCUGCCGAAGAAGUUGUACCAUCAGUUCCAUCACUUAAGGAGGUUCUAACCCCAAAAGAACAAGAGGAGAGAGCGGAGCUCCCUAAAGCAGUUCCUAUAGAGCGAAAAGUCAGUACCGAGGUUGUGCCGUUCGAAGAGAAGCGCGUCGUACCACCGAGAGCUGCUGAAGAAGUUGCACCAUCUGUUCCAUUACAUGAGGAGGUUCUAACUCCGAAGGAACAAGAGGAGAGAGCAGAGCUGCCUAAAGCUGCUCCUCUGGAGCCAAAGGUCAGCACAGAAGUUGUGGCGUUCGAAGAGAAGCGCGUUGCACCACCGAUUUCUCCUAAAGGGGUUGUACCGUCCGUUCCAUCACCUCAGGAGGUUCUAACCCCGAAAGAACUAGAGGAGAGAGCAGAGCUGCCGAAAGCUGCUCCUCUGGAGCCAAAGAUCAGUACAGAAGUCGUGGCGUUCGAAGAGAAACGCGUUGCACCACCGAUAUCUCCUAAGGGUGUUCUACCGUCCGUUCCAUCACCUGAGGAGGUUCUAACCCCCAAAGAACUAGAGGAGAGAGCAGAGCUGCCUAAAACUGCUCCUCUGGAGCCAAAGGUCAGUACAGAAGUCGUGGCGUUCGAAGAGAAACGCGUUGCACCACCGAUAUCUCCUAAAGGGGUUGUACCGUCCGUUCCAUCACCUCAGGAGGUUCUAACCCCGAAAGAACUAGAGGAGAGAGCAGAGCUGCCGAAAGCUGCUCCUCUGGAGUCAAAGAUCAGUACAGAAGUCGUGGCGUUCGAAGAGAGACGCGUUGCACCACCGAUAUCUCCUAAAGGUGUUCUACCGUCCGUUCCAUCACCUGAGGAGGUUCUAACCCCCAAAGAACUAGAGGAGAGAGCAGAGCUGCCUAAAACUGCUCCUCUGGAGCCAAAGGUCAGUACAGAAGUCGUGGCGUUCGAAGAGAAACGCGUUGCACCACCGAUAUCUCCUAAAGGUGUUGUACCGUCCGUUCCAUCACCUGAGGAGGUUCUAACCCCGAAAGAACUAGAGGAGAGAGCAGAGCUGCCUAAAGCUGCUCCUCUGGAGCCAAAGGUCAGCACAGAAGUCGUGGCGUUCGAAGAGAAACGCGUUGCACCACCGAUAUCUCCUAAAGGUGUUCUACCGUCCGUUCCAUCACCUGAGGAGGUUCUAACCCCCAAAGAACUAGAGGAGAGAGCAGAGCUGCCUAAAACUGCUCCUCUGGAGCCAAAGGUCAGUACAGAAGUCGUGGCGUUCGAAGAGAAACGCGUUGCACCACCGAUAUCUCCUAAAGGUGUUGUACCGUCCGUUCCAUCACCUGAGGAGGUUCUAACCCCGAAAGAACUAGAGGAGAGAGCAGAGCUGCCUAAAGCUGCUCCUCUGGAGCCAAAGGUCAGCACAGAAGUCGUGGCGUUCGAAGAGAAACGCGUUGCACCACCGAUAUCUCCUAAAGGUGUUCUACCGUCCGUUCCAUCACCUGAGGAGGUUCUAACCCCCAAAGAACUAGAGGAGAGAGCAGAGCUGCCUAAAACUGCUCCUCUGGAGCCAAAGGUCAGUACAGAAGUCGUGGCGUUCGAAGAGAAACGCGUUGCACCACCGAUAUCUCCUAAAGGUGUUGUGCCGUCCGUUCCAUCACCUGAGGAUGUUCUAAUCCCGAAAGAACUAGAGGAGAGAGCAGAACUGCCUAAAGCUGCUACUCUGGAGCCAAAGGUCAGUACCGAAGUUGUGGCGUUCGAAGAGAAACACGUUGCACCCCCUAGAACUAAGGAAGCGGUUGCACCAAUUGCUCCGUCACCAAAAGAGGAAGUCGUGACUCCGAAGGAAUUAGAGGAGAGAGGAACGCUACCUGAAGCGGUUCCUUUGGAACCGAAGAUAAGCACCGAAGUUGUAGCAUUUGAGGAGAGGAAUGUAGCUCCACCCACAAGCGCAAUAGUUGGGUUGGAAGUUGCACUGGAACAUAAACCAAGCACGGAAAUUGUACCCUUUGAGGAAAAAUAUUUGGCGUCAGCUACAGUUGAGCAGCCUAUUGUACCAGCUGAAGAAAGAGCAGAAGGAAGUACUCUCCUAGAGAGAAAGUUGGAUGCUACAUGUACUCCAGCAACACCACCAAUGGAUGUUGCACCCAGUUCCUCUUAUGAAAGCGUGUAUUCAGCAGCAGGAUCAUAUACAUCACUGAAAUUGCCGACACCGCAACGUAGUCUCUUAGUCACAAGUGCAACUACAGAAGAACGUCAUUUAUAUGACAGAGGGCUCAUGACACAAGAGGCUCCUAAGAAGUCACUGUCACUCCUUGAACUUACCUCAGAAACGUCUCAUGACGAGGCCUAUGUCACACCGGAAGUCGUUCUUGAAGAAGAAAAGAGAGUGCGAGAACUGCUGGAGGUGGAAAUGGCAUUGUCUAAAGAUAGAUUUACUAGUAUGUCGAAAGAGGAAGACAUGCUCCAUGCUGUUACCCCACAGAGCGAAACGCCUGACGUUACUGAACACAAAGAAAAGGAAGCUGCUGUAGCGUCUUCCCCGGGUGCUCUGUUGCCAAAAAAGCUCCCCCUGGCUGGAGAAGAACCAGAAAGCCGCGGGAUUGUGGAACCUGCAGAGUUUAAUAAAGGGCCAAUGAGUGAUUGGGAAACAGAACUCAGGGUACUGAGAGAUUCUAGGCUGCAAGCGGUGCCGCAUGAGAAGGCGUCAACGCCUUCAGGUACUGACGUAACACAACAGGACAAAUCAAGGCGCGAAGGAGCAGUUGAGCCUAUAAAAGCUGACGGAGGUUCCGGUCCUGUCACGAUUGGUGAAGCUGUGGGAUCUCCAGAAGAUCCGCUGAUUAUCGUAUAUGAACGCGACGUUAUGGGCAUGGUGACACCAGAGUUCGAGGUCACUGUGAAGAGUGAGCGGGAGGUGAAACUUCGUGGUCCCUGCGCGAAUGUUCCUUUACUUACUGGUGCCUUACGUUCCAUGGCUACGGAUCGACCAAGCCCUGCAGGAAGCGAACGCAUGGCUUUACCUGCAACUAAAUCGCCAGUGUCAGCAGCCUUCUCCCCGCCUUCUGUUGUGGCACAGCAGGCACAGGAUGUAACAAAACACGGCAGAGUGUUGAGUACGGAGUCGAUGUUGGAAAGCAAGCCGUCUGAAACGAGCAUGGGACAAAAGUCCGAGACGGAAUCGACGAAGGCUGGGUCUGUUCCAGAAGAAUCGAGCAUCGACGAUGAGAAGUUGCAAGGUACGCGAUACGAGCCGCCGAAAUUUCUGAGCACUCCCCGGACUUUCUUGCCGGAACCAGAAAAACCUUUGAAAGCAGAAACUGACGAGAGCCAGGAAGUAGCAAAAGUAGGUGAAGGCGAAAAGAGAGCUGAGCAAGAAGAUUUGAAUCGUAUCCCAGUUGACAGGCAAUUAGUGGUACGUAAACCAAGUCAUGAACAGGUUGUGCCAGCUGCUGAAAGUAUACUGAAAGAGCGUGAAGGUGAAAAGUUAAUUGAAUCAUCAGAGGGGCAUAAGCUUGCAGAAGCAGUACCCUCGACAGUAAGUAUAGCAACAGAGGUAGGUUCGGAACUAGCUAGGAAGCCAGAAGAAUCAUCAGAGGAGAGAUCUUUAGUGGAACGACAACCAGGUGCAGAACAUGCCAUAGAAGCAGUAGCACAGAAGCGGAUAUUCCUUCCUGUUGGGACACCUUCAGAUCAAAUGAUGGUGGCGCGCGAAUCACGUCGGGAUGAUGUGUCUGAGGUUCCGGAAGCGAGCUCUGAAGUCCAUCCUACGGAGGACGAACGUAAGGUCAGAGAGGCCGAAGACGCAGCUGCAAGGAAGCGACAGUUUCUUCCUGUUGAAGCAGGAGGAGCUCUUCCCGGUGAAGAAGGAAUUAAAUCAGAGGAACGCGCCUUAGUGGAGCGUACUGAUCUUGCUCAUGUGGCAGAAACCUCAGAAGAACUAGGAGGCAAGGAGUUAACAAAAGAAGGUGAAGAACUGAAAGGAACAGAAAAAAUUGCUCCAGCUGACACCGGGACAGAAGUACACGGAGCCCUUGUUGAACGAAAAUUAGAUGAAGUUGAACCUGCUCCAGAAAAAGCCGUUGAAGACCACUUGGAACGAAGUGUAAAAGAAACCAUCAGUGGGGAAAGCUUUGCAGAAGUGAAGUCAGUUCCCGAAGAAAAGGGCAGUUCUAGCGAUGAUCGCUACAUCAGUUGUGACAGGUUGCUGGUUGAAUACAAACCCUCUGAAAUCGACAUUCCGGGGGCGGAGGCACUUAUACCCAAGAGUGAGGGUGAAUCAGUGCCCACUGAAGUAGAAGUUGUACCCGUUGGUGACAGUGUCCCCAGGCAUUCAGAACUAUACCGAAUUCCAGUUGCGACAGCAGCGGCAGUCGAGAAACUUGCGGUAGAAGUGUCUGAAGAAGAGGUAGCUCCUGCUGUAGCGGCCGAAGCAGAGACGGAACAUUUGGUUUCACAAGCAGAGCCGCCCCUCAAGACAAUCUCGGAGGAACAACUCGCCGCUACACUUGCUGCAAAGGUCGCAACGCAGAAACUGACAGAAGGUGCAGGCAAAGAACCUGAAGUAGAAGCAAAGAAACAAGAAGAAGUCGAAGAACUGCCGUGUGAAAGGACAGCAAUACCAGUUGUUAAAGAAUCUAAAGGACCGGUCGACAUGUCGGAGUGGGAAGUCCUCCUCUCCGAGGUUGCCAUGUCGAGAGAGUCGCCCCCUCCAAGGCCUGCAACCAGAACAGCUGACACACAAACUGAGUUGAGCAUAGUGCCUUCGGCCCUGUCCACGGAAGCAGUCAGCAGGGCAGGACCAGAUGUGAGGGAAGCAUCUACAUACGCCUUCUUGUCGGAAGAGACGGACGAAGACCGAAAGGCACACGAAGAGUAUUUGCCACUCUACUUGCACCGGGUUACCCUUAACGACAAACCGUCGAUUGCCGAAAUGAUACAGAAGAUGACCCCGUACAGCGAAGACUGGGAAGAAUCCGUUCCGGCUGAUUGGAGAGUAAACCCAGCCAAGGAACUGGAAAAGUGGCCAUCACCCUGUGUUCAGGACGCUAGCUCACCCGUUUUGCUCGUACUAGGGGGAAUCAACCUCGGCUCCCUAAGUCAAGUUCUUUCAGGGUGUCUCAUGCUGCGGUAUAACCUUGACGACAACGAAUGGAGACGCUGCAAUAUGAUGCCGCUUCCACGCUACGGACACAAAUGUGUUUUCUACAAUGACGAAAUCUACAUUAUAGGUGGAUUCGACAAUCGCGACGCUACGUAUGGUUUGCGUAUGUCGACGAGUUUCUGCUUCCGUUACCACGUUCAAACUGGCGAGUGGAGUGUCAUUGCACCGUUGAGAAACGCCAGGGGUUACCACGGCGUCGCGAUACUGGACAACAAAUUCUAUGUCGUCGGCGGCGUAGACGCUCAUGAUGUGUUGUUGUCAAGCGUGGAACGUUACAAUCCUGAAGAAGACACGUGGGACGUUCUUGAUAAAGGCUUGUACUGUGGCCGCAUGGGGAUGGGUGUCUCGGCGUUUCAGGGCAAACUGUGGGUUGUUGGAGGCAUCGUUCAGAUAGUGGGUCUUCAGACGUGCUCUACGGCCUACGUGGAAGUCUACAACCCCAAUACUAACGAGUGGACGUACGCAGCAAGCUAUCUGCCAUCCCCAAGGACCUGUGUGUCGUUGCUGAACGUGGAGGAUAAGGAACUAUACUGCUUCGGUGGCAUAUUCUAUAACAACGCGGGACCAACAAGGAAGCUUCUCACCAUCGAGGACGUUGUCGUGUACACAGAUAAGAUGAAAUCUUGGAAGCAAGUUGCCACGAUGCCUGUGGCGCGCCACAAUGCCCACGUUCUGCAAUACAAAGGCCACGCUUUUGUUGUAGGAGGUCAAGACGUCGAAGCCCCCAAUCAGCCGCUAACCAGCAUUAUAACUUCUGAUAUAUCUAGCAGCAAAUUCAACUGGAAGGAUAUAAAAGACGUUCCAUUACCCAUUUCGGCUUAUGCCGCCCUCGUGCUUCCACCGUUGGAAGAAGGCUAUAGAGUUAUGGCUCCGAGUCUUAAGGCCAUCAGGAGAGAGCCGUCAAGCCAGGAACCGCGCAGCGACGAACAAGACACCAAAAAGCUUGCUACCACAAAACGACACACAGAGGAGGAACCUCCGCGCCCUGCGGAAGCAUCUCCCAGAGCCGUGGCAGCUGCACCUGUGGCCGUCACAGAAGCAGUAGUUACAGCCACUGCUGUUACUCCAGCGAAAGCCAGCAGAGCUCCUCCCAGACCUUUAGGAAAGCAGCCUCAUCCCGGAAGCGAAGAGCCAUGUAUGGUCGUCAAAGAACUAAGCAGUGUUAGUUCAACAUCAAUCAUUCCAGUGGAAGCGAACAGGGAGUCAAGCCUAGAGGUACUGCCACCACCUGCUAAAGAGGCGCUUAUUCCUCGGACAGAGAGGAUCACAGUUUCCGCAGCUCCCACUGUAAAAGCUUUUCCAGAGCCACCUAGUAAAAAAGCACCAACAUCUCCACCCAGCAGUGAAGGGCCAUGCUCUGAUGCACGCGCUGAGCCGCAACAAGUUGUUCGCCAGCCAGAAACUAGACCAGAAAAAAUAACACCCAAACCUCCCUGCGAACAGCCACCUCGUACCGUAGCAGUUCCACCACCGUCUGAGGCAUACGCCGUUACGGCAGUCCCGCUUGUAGAAGCAUUUAGACAACCACAAGCCAGCGAAAGCCCAACCAGUCCUGCACCUGUUGCUCCUCAAGAAGUCAGUAGUGAGCGAGAAGCAAGACCUGUAAGACCCAAAGAGCAGCCUAUUCCUGUAUCGCUUCCAGUUUUGACGACUGCAAAGGAAGAAACAACACAAGAACUGACACACUCACAAGCCAGCAAGCAGCCAUCCGACAUCGUAGAACCGGCUCGUCAACGUUCUAAUGAAGAAUUACGAAGCCCGAAAGACUCACAAAAUGUCGAAGGAGUCUCAUCACAGCCUCACAGUGCCGUUGUACCGUACGAAGAACAGCUACCUACUCGUAGAGAAGAGCCCCCUCACAUGAAGCUCGCAGGUGUGCCUUCAAAUGAGCAAGCCCUAAGUACAGCAGCUCCUCCACAUCAGGCCAGUAGAGAUCUACAUAGUGCUCCGCAAUCGGAGCCUCACUCUGAUAGUUCUGCAGCACCACCAUCCGGAGAACGGUCUGCGGUUCUUCCUCGGAAUCAAACCAGCGCAGGGCCACACACCCUAGAUCAUCAAGAGCUGUCCAGCCCCGCUGGAUUCACAUCGCUCCCCUUCAGUCCGAUUGCAGUCCAGCAGCAACCUGGCAUCGUCAGUAUUGAACUGCCGACUCCCAUGGGGCUCUCACAUCCAGCCAGUUCGAAGGAGGAUAGUCCGUCCAUGCCCGCCUCACCAAAAGCCGAAGCGACAGUACUUCCACAAGAUAGUAUAGAGUCAUCAAGUGUUCCGGAACUGGAACAUCUACAAGAUAGUAAACAGCCACCUAGUCACAUGUUGCCACCACCACCUCCUGCAAGGGGACCAACAACAGCGACAGCAGGAACACAUCGUUCUAGUGCAGGUUCACCAGGCGGAGAGAGUCCAACUGGAACGACUCUACCUAGUGGGCUGUCACCCGUGAAGGUUGCCUCACAACCCGCCAAUGGUGGUCCACAAAAAUCUAUGUCGCCGCCAUCGUCACCUGGUUCCAUCCCACCAGUGGCAUUACAAGCUCCUUGCACCGCAGUCAGUGCAGCGCAAUCCAGUUCUACUGCAGCUACACUCCCAGAUGACAUUGAAAGCUCGGGCAUGCCCCAAGAAACUGCACAACCAUCAGGGGAGAAUGAUAGCAAAACUCAUGCUGACAAAAGAAUUGUAGAAGCUCCUCACACAUCCGUCAGCGAAGCAACACUUGGUUCCCAGGUAACCGCAUCCCCAUCUGCCAGUGAAGAAGCGAAGCCCGUGGACGUUGCACGCACUAAAUCCUCAAGCCCACCAUAACACAGCUCUUCGAGAGAGGAACAAAGCAAGUCCCACGAACGUGAUGGACAGUCAGACACGCAAUGGAUGCGUAUACCAAAAGUACUCCCGCGCCGCCUCUCAAUUCAAAUGAAAUUUCGAAACAGAAGCGUUGAUGGCGCAUUCAAAAGCCACCUCCGCAAUCGCGCAGACAUCAGCGAGAAUCAAAAUGUCACAGCUGCGACAGCGUACACAACAUAUAUGUUGCAGAAAUCUGGACGCCCAUGCAUAGUGAUUCUAGAAGGAAAUCUACCGCAGAAAUCUAUGCACCCGCCGCCUCUGCGAUUCGACUUGCCUGAAUAGUACAAAUAAAUUGCGACCACGAAAAGGUGAAAUAUACCAGUUUUACGAUUAU
Molecule: messenger RNA, 22551 nt
Organism: Ornithodoros turicata
Lineage: Eukaryota; Metazoa; Arthropoda; Arachnida; Ixodida; Argasidae
Exons: 15
Coding region: 123-22178 (7351 amino acids)
Molecular function (GO): protein binding
Source: RefSeq, a predicted model, not a curated record